AUGGUCCCGACGAUCGAGUUGCCCGGUGAGGCAAGCCCAUUGACACAUCGUCAUGUGGUGGAUGCUUUGGUUCUAGCUGCAAGCUCUACGCAGCAGCAAGUUCAAACCGGAACUAAGCAGUUGGAGAACUGGGAGCGUAAAGCUCUUUACCAUGCCAUGCUUCAGGAUGUCUUUCUUGACCGAUCACUCCCAACCGAAGUCCGAUACCUCGCCAUUAUCCGGUUGAAGCAUGGUAUCGAUCGAUACUGGCGGAAGACAGCUACCAACGCAAUUUCCAAGGAGGAGAAAGCCCAGAUCAAGACAAGAGCUCUGGAGGCUGGUAUCGAAGAACCUGCUCGUCCGCUUGCCCUACAGAAUGCAUUGAUGGUGGCUAAGAUCCUGCGCUACGAGUUUCCUCAUGAUUGGCCCGAUGCGAUUACCUCCGUUAUUACCUUCCUCCGAUCGUCGAACCAACCUCACGCCAACCCGAUCCAGCUCCCUCGAACCCUCCUUAUCCUUCUACAAAUCAUCAAAGAGCUGUCGACUGCCCGAAUCCAAAGAACCCGCGUACACCUGCAAUCAGUCUCUCCCGAGGUCUUCCAGGUGCUGGGUGGUAUCUAUGUGGACAAGGUCGGCCGAUGGACUGGAAUCUUGGAGCACGGUGGCUCGGAUGAAGCAGCUUUGCUGGAGAUUCUCGAACAGAGCCUGGUGUCCCUGAAGGUUCUCCGACGUCUCAUCAUCUCUGGAUUCGAACACCCGGGCCGUGACCAGGAUGUACAGAAGUUCUGGGAAUUGACUACUACGCAUUUCAGUCGGUUCCUUUCGUUCCUGGAUGGUUCUAUUCAGUUGCCGCAGUCGGUCCACACGGCUAUCGAGAAACAUAUCCUUCAAUUGUCGAAGCUGCACGUUGAGAUGGCGAAAACACACCCCGCAUCCUUCGCGCUCUUCGACAACAGCAUUACCCUUGUCAACUCUUACUGGUCAUUGGUCGUCAAGUUGAGCGAGAACUACGUGAGUCUCGGCGCCGAUAUUGAGACGGAAGGAAAGUCUCUUUUCGAAAAAGCUGGCCUUCGGGCUUUGCUUCUUAUCAGAGCCUGCGCCCGGAUGGCUUUCAACCCGGUUCAGACUUUCAAAUAUCAGACCCCCGAGGACAAGACGGAGCGCAAGAAGGCCGUAGAACGAGUCAAGACACAGCUGUUCACCGAGGACUUUGUGGUGAAUGUCAUGGAGCUGCUUGUCACACAAUUUUUUAGAUUCCGAAACAUCGAUUUCCAGGAGUGGGAGGAAGACCCCGAGUCAUGGGAGAAGAAGGAAGAGCAAAGCACCGAGGCUUGGGAGUUCUCGAUUCGCUCAUGCUCUGAGAAGCUUUUCCUUGAUCUGGUCAUCCAUUUCAAGGAUCUACUUAUUCCACGGCUGUUGCACGUGUUCUAUUCCUUUGCAACUACUGAAAACCGCAAUGUGGUUCUGAAGGACUCCUUGUAUUCGGCCAUCGGUCUGGCAGCAGCCAGUCUCGAGCAGCACCUGGACUUCAAUAGCUUCCUUGAGAAGACCAUGGUCCCCGAAGUCCAGAUUCAUGAUCCGGAGUACAGGUUGCUGAGGAGACGAAUUGCCGUCGUUCUUGGCCAAUGGGUGCCUGUCAAGCCUGGUGAACUGAACCGAGAUGCUGUGUACCAAAUCUUCCAGCACCUGCUAAACAAAGAUGAUCCGCUGAACGACCUGGUCGUUCGUAUUACCGCAGGUCGCCAACUGAGCAAAGUUCUUGACCCCUGGGAGUUCACUCCAGAGGGUUUCAUGCCCUAUGCGCAGUCCAUUCUUGGAAGCCUAAUGGCUCUUGUACAGGAGGUUGACGCAGCGGAAACGAAGAUGGGGUUGCUGGAUACGGUUCGGACGGCCGUGGUCAAGAUGGAGAACCAUAUCGGUGUCUUCUCGGACCAAAUUCUCUCGUUGCUUCCACCGUUGUGGGAGGAGUCCGGCGAUGAACAUCUCAUGAAGCAGGCAAUUCUCACCCUGCUGUCGUCGUUGAUACACUCUUUGAAACAGGACUCUGCACGAUACCAUGCGCUUAUCCUUCCUCUGAUCCAGAGCUCCGUCCAUCCUGAAUCUGAUACCAUCGUCUACCUUUUGGACGAGGCAUUGGAGCUUUGGACGGCUAUCAUCAUGCAAACACCCAGCCCUGCCUCGCCCGAAAUCCUUUCCCUCCUCCCCGCCGUACUUCCCAUUCUUGAACAAGGAACAGAUGCCGCGCCUCAAGGUCUCCAAAUCAUCGAGUCCUAUAUUCUGCUUUCGCCGCAGGCAGUACUUAGCGACGAGUUCCGACUUCCACUCCUUGUCGCUCUGGAGGCUCUUCUCCAGUUCACGACAAAACAACGCACCGGUGUUGUUGCUCGCCUUGUCGACAUGAUGAUUCGUGGAGCGGAAGCCGUUGAUGGUGGAAGCGAGGCUACCUACAGCGCCAUCUCGCAAUCCCUUCUCGACAGCUCCUUCCUCCAAUCUCUUCUCAAGGGUCUAUUCACCGCUCACGAAGCGAGCCAAACUACUGGCCCCAACCGCAAGACUUCAUAUGUCGUCGGCGUCGUCGAAACGGACUAUUACUCCGUUCUCGCACGACUCGCCUUUGCAAACCCGACCAUUUUCGCAUCGGCUGUCGCCGCUGCAACCAACUCCACCCAGGAACAGACAUUCCCCUGGCUACUCACUGAGUGGUUCUCGCACUACGACAAUAUCGGCAGCGUUAACCACAAGAAACUGCAUGCUCUCGCCCUGACACAACUCCUUACCCUCCAGGGCCCCUCAUCCGACUCGUCGCAACCCGCACCACCUCCCGCUUACAUCCUCAGCCACCUGCAGUCGUACCUCACCGUCUGGACCGAUAUCAUCAUCGAGCUGGCGGAAGGUGGAUCAGACGAGAAUGCUGACUACCUGGUCUGCUGGAACGCUCCCGCCGGCUCCGCCACUGCCCAACCCGAAGAAGCCGAGAACGAGGACCCCGAGACUCGUCGCCGGCGCGAGUGGGACAACGCGGAUGCGAUCCAUCGCUUCCCGAUCCGCGACUUUGUCCGGCACCGGCUGCAGGAACUGAUUGUGGCCUGCGGUGGUGCUCAGCGGUUUCAGGAGGAGUGGCUGGUGAAUGUCGAUAGUGAAGUGGUGUCAGCCUUCGGUGCUCUGGGUCUGAUAUGA
Messenger RNA from Penicillium subrubescens, 3156 nucleotides. RefSeq names its product putative importin 11. Lineage: Eukaryota; Fungi; Ascomycota; Eurotiomycetes; Eurotiales; Aspergillaceae. The coding region runs from base 1 to 3156 and encodes 1051 amino acids. The transcript has 7 exons. Gene Ontology annotation, biological process: protein import into nucleus. The record is from RefSeq and is a predicted model, not a curated record. Gene Ontology annotation, molecular function: small GTPase binding. Gene Ontology annotation, cellular component: nuclear envelope; cytosol.